Molecule: messenger RNA, 671 nt
Organism: Mandrillus leucophaeus (drill)
Lineage: Eukaryota; Metazoa; Chordata; Mammalia; Primates; Cercopithecidae
Product: Na(+)/H(+) exchange regulatory cofactor NHE-RF2-like
Exons: 2
Coding region: 267-671 (134 amino acids)
Source: RefSeq, a predicted model, not a curated record
AGACAGAUGGAGGUGGCUGGCCAGGCGGGAGCCUGAGGCAACCUCAGCCAGGAAUUGCAGGGGUGGGGGUGGCAAGCAGCCAUGGUGCCUCAGCCUAAGUGGCUUUUAGGGGCAGCUGCCGGGAUAUGGGCACCCAGGGGGCCAUGGCCCAGGAGACUGCCCAGAGGCGGGCCCUGUGCUUGGGUGGGGGCAGGGGAGCCCAGGCCAAGGCCCCAGAGAGAGGAUAGGGAGAGGAGGACUGCGCCAAGCCUGCUUCUACUGCUCACAUGGGGAAUUGCCUGGGCUGGCUGUGCCUGACCCCUGGGAACCAGGUGGUGCAGAGGAUCAAGGCUGUGGAGGGGCAGACCCGGUUGCUGGUGGUGGACCAGGAGACAGAUGAGGAGCUCCGCCGGCGGCAGCUGACCUGCACUGAGGAGAUGGCCCAGCGAGGGCUCCCGCCCGCCCACGACCCCUGGGAGCCAAAGCCAGACUGGGCACACAUGGGUGGCUGCAGCUCCGACGCUGGCAAGAAGGUAUGGCGGGCUCGGCCCGCAGGGACCACCCUCGCCUCUCCCAGAGGCUCUCUUGGCUUUCGACGACCAUCUUUGCCUCUGAUCAUCUCCAGAAGUCUUGGUCUCUUCUGCCUUUUGGGGCCCCUUUUCUGCCCCAGGGACCAUCCUGUUGGCUACUAG